Messenger RNA from Gymnodraco acuticeps, 2027 nucleotides. It is a transcript of the gene ubl3b, whose product is annotated as ubiquitin-like 3b. The record is from RefSeq and is a predicted model, not a curated record. The transcript is spliced from 6 exons. NCBI's taxonomy places the organism in Eukaryota, Metazoa, Chordata, Actinopteri, Perciformes, Bathydraconidae. Gene Ontology annotation, molecular function: protein binding. The coding region runs from base 243 to 596 and encodes 117 amino acids.
ACAACCAGCUGACAUCCGGCGUCUUCCCGUCCAUUAGCCACCGAUAUACCUCAGUCAACGAUAUCCAUUUACACUCGAUAUUUUCCCCACGAAAAGCGUUCCCCGCUGAUUCGGCAACUCAACUGAAUGCAACAUUUCAUCACAGUCAUCAGAUGCAGGGCUCUGGCCCCGUCUCCAGCAGCUGAAGCACACCAGCCCUGUCCUCUCUGAUCCUCGUCCACAGCCUUCAUCCGCACCGAGCCAUGACCACCCAGAGGGAUCUUGAUAUGGUGCACCUCCGCCUAAUCCUGGUCAGCGGGAAAACGCAAGACUUCACUUUCUCCCCAAAUGACUCGGCCACAGACAUCGCCAAGCAUGUGUUUGACAACUGGCCCGCAGGAUGGGAGGAGGAGACGGUGAGCAGCCCCAGCAUCCUGCGCCUCAUCUUCCAGGGACGCUUCCUUCAUGGCAACGUAACCCUGGGAGCUCUGAAGCUGCCACCAGGCCGAACCACCGUCAUGCACCUGGUCGCCAGAGAGACUCUCCCAGAGCCCAACUCUCAUGGUCAAAGGAACAGAGAAAAAACCACAGAGAGCAACUGCUGCCUCCUCUUGUAAAGUAACUGAAACAAACAUUUUCCACACACAUAUAUAACACACACACAUGAGACACAUUUAUUAACAUGCACACACCCUGUUCUCUCCUGCCUGUCAUCUGGAUUUGGAUCACAGGAAGUCCGGUUGGGGCUCUCAUCCGCUUUUGGUUGAACGCUUGUCCAAUCUGAGGCUUUCAUUUGUGCCAAUAUAUUCCCUUCUCCCCCAAAAACUUUUACUGUGUCGGCAGAAUUUGCUGUUAGUAUUCCUUUUAAUUUGAAGAUCAUGACAUUAAACAAUACCCCGCUCCCUCGCGGACCGCAAAAGUUUUAAAGAGCCGUCACACGUGGUGGAAAUGGACACAGAGUUGCUGUAAAUAGAUUUUUGGGCUAUUACUCUUCCCUACUAGUCACAUGGAUGUUUCCCUACUGAAUGCUGUUAACCCUGUCAUUGCACUUAACCAGUUUGUUGAUUCAGAAAAUGUUUAUCGUGUUUCAUCGCCAUCAUUUCCCCCCCUCAAUGGCUUGUUUUAUUUAGUCAGAGGAACAGACCCUAACUCCCCACGUGGUAAAAAAUGUGCCAUCACCGUCCUCGUCAUGUUCCUCACUAACUGAGUCUGGCGGUCUGUAUCAGCACCAGUGGCGUUUGUGCCAUUACCUUACACCUGUUUAUCCUGGGAAUAAUGGACCAAUGGAGACAGGACUUUAUAAGGAAGAGGAACCACCUGAGGGGGCAUUCAGGAUCAAACGGGAACAGACUGGAGGCGUAAAAAAGAUAGUCGGCGCGUAGCUCGUGUGCCGCCGGGUGUUCACACCUGAGGCUUUGACUUUAAGGACUAGGCCGUCGAUGUUUCCUCGCAGCGGGGGCGAUGCGGCGGGCCAGUGAAUCGCAGACAGAAGAAGCAGUUGAAGAUGUGAGGGAGGAGUGUCGUUGGUGUGUCCCCCCUCUACUGGACACUGAGAGCGAGGCAGGGGGGAGCUUCUCCCACCUGGAGGAAGAGUUAAAGGAAACAUUGUUGGUGGUGUUUCACCUCCUUUUCAUUUGGAUGCUGUCUUUGCUUCAUGUUUGCCUUUUAUCGUGGAAAUCAGUAAUAUCAUUAAUAUUGAAAUUUAAAUAUAUCAAUUUUUAUCUUGUGUAUAGGUAUUUGUUAAAUUUUAGUGUGGGUGAGUCUGUAUGUGAGUGUGUCUGAGGGUGUGUGAUGCACGUGGCAUACUGUAUGAUGGCUAGUGAGGGCAUGUGCUCUUAAAAAAAUUAAGGUGGUGCACUGGGAGUGUUCAUGGGCUGCGGUUUCUUCGGAAACCUUUUGAUUCCUUCCAUUGAGUGUCCUUUGGUUUGUGUUUGUCAAUGUCACUGCUAUGAAGUUUAGCUCAGUAUGAAUACAUGUAAAAACAAAAAAUGCAAUGUGGUCUACAUAAAAGCUUGUAUUAUAAAUUAAUAAAUCUUUAAAUAAGGCAA